AUGACGGGCUCGCGGAUGGUCGGCCACGCCCUCCUCGAGGGCAAGCGCCGCGGCGCAAAGAGCGCGGUCGUCACCAUGUGUAUUGGCGGCGGCAUGGGCGCGGCGGGGCUGCCCAACAGCGACGGGAACGCUUGGGACGCGCGUUGGCCAAACUCUGCGGGUCGGCACGUCACGCACGCGAUGGGAAUGUCACUCCGUGUGAGAGCAAUUUCAAGAGACCAGCGGCCCGGUCUCGCAGAUCGUUUGUUUAUGUCGUGCGAGAGGCUGUGGCGGUAA
Molecule: messenger RNA, 276 nt
Organism: Emiliania huxleyi CCMP1516
Lineage: Eukaryota; Haptophyta; Isochrysidales; Noelaerhabdaceae
Exons: 4
Coding region: 1-276 (91 amino acids)
Molecular function (GO): acyltransferase activity, transferring groups other than amino-acyl groups
Source: RefSeq, a predicted model, not a curated record